AUGAGCUCAUGCGUUGGGGUCGUUGGCGGCGCGGGGUCGUAUAAAAGUGACCGGACUGCUCUGAGACUUUCAGCACAAGAGCACAUCCGCAAAAUCACAAUGGACCGAAAGACCAACGACAUCCCCGCGACCACCGUGUCAAGCGACGCCGCCCCCUCCUUCGGAACUAGGAUCAAGGGUGUAGCGGAGGUAAUACACGGCGCGAGUGAGAAUUUACGUGGAACGAUGCUCGGGGCCGUGGAUACCGUUGGAAGCCACGGAGGAUACUCGAAGAACGACGAGAUAGCCAGGCAAGGAAGACUGGAGUUGGAGCGUGGGCUUGCCCACGUCAAGGGAAAGCCAGCAAUUCAAACGGCAGGAGGGACGACGUAUGACGCUCCAGCAGCCUCCGCAGGCAGGGCAGUGCCUUCUCAUGGAAGAACGGACGCUGCACCAAAUAGCUCUGAGUAUUCCCAUCCAAAUUUCGCCGCUGAUAAGGCUCGCGAGACUGGACUGGGUUCCGGAUCUGCGAUGAGGCAAAGCGGAACAACAGAACAAGGCGCGUAUGGCCUUGGAGCUAGCGGUCAUACAGGCGAGGCGUUCUAUGAGAGCAAGCAUCCAGAAGGUCGUGUUAGCGGCAAGAAUCCUCACGUUCCGGGAGGAAUUUCUAGCGACCACCCGUCGCUGCGAGAGGUCGGUGCCGCCAACCAGGAGAUUCCAACGGGUGCGCCUGAGCCUCAGUCAACGUACCCAGCACAUCAUCGGGACGAUGCGAUCACUGGGGUCUCACAAGGCCAGUUAAACGAGCUCAAAGAAACUAAUCCAGAGCACCUGCCCAUUCUGGAGACCGGAGAAGUCAACACUAAUCAGCCACAGGCUUACGGCACCAGCGGUCGAAGCUUUCUGCCGGGUGAAGUGAAAAAAGGUCAGGACUUUGCUACGGCAAUGACUGAGACCGUUUCUGGAGAUACUCUCCCGAAGCAAGGGAGUAAUGGCGUGGAGUUUGGAACCCGUCCAGCGAACUGA
Cyclocybe aegerita is the source of this 1005-nucleotide messenger RNA. Lineage: Eukaryota; Fungi; Basidiomycota; Agaricomycetes; Agaricales; Hemipholiotaceae. The record is from the annotation of a GenBank genome assembly.